CGCCCCCAUGUCCCGACCUCCUGUUCAGUGCAAAGAGUGUAAGGAGUUAUUCCCGGACAGAAAAUCGGCAAGAGAACACGGUCGUAUCACAGGCCACAGUGCGGGUACCGGUUACUACUGCGACGAGUGCGGCUUUGUUGGCAAGUGGAAAAAAUAUCGAGAUCAUGUACCGUCGACGGGACAUCCACGGAGAGUCGAGCACGUGCCGGGCUCUGCUCGUGGGGAACACUUCACCACUCAGCACGAACUGGCAGUACACCGUGAUACCACGCAAUUCCAAUCACCACCUAGAGCGAAUGAAUGCCUUGUGUGUGGAGAGGAAACGACCACUGGCGAGGCGCACCUGGAAUGCCUGGACAAUCCGGUCUGCUGCCCCAACUGCCAGCGACAAUUCUCGACCGGCGCGGCGCUUGCAGAGCACGUCAAAGAGUCCUCGCCUUGUCCUACAUGCAAUAUCUGCACGUUCAGAGGGCGGUUGGCUAAGCACUGGCUCAUAUCCAUGAACCACCCGAAAUGUUACGAUUGCAAGCUCGGAUUUGAGGAUAUGAGCAGAUGGUCCCAGCAUAAGGCCAUCUGUCCGACGUCGCUCUCUCUGAGAUCGUCAAAAGCCAGCCGAAGCGAGAUGAAGUCGGACACGGGAACUGCGGAGGCCAAUACACCAUCUGUUCGCUUUGGCGCAGACGAUCCGUCAACCACAGUUCACGAUACUGCAUCUGGGCCAGAAGCCGAUGCUUUAUCUUGGCAUUGUAGACUAUGCACCGGGGAGGUGUGCAUCGAACCCGUUGUUACAGUCUGCGGGCAUAUCUUUUGUCACAGAUGCAUAGUACAGGAGCUCGGCGAGAACAUGCGCUGCCCUGUUUGCAAGAAAGCCUUCUUCAUUCGCUUGCAUACUAGGAACUAGGUGUCUCGCACAUUUUCGGCCGAGCUCGACACAACACGAGAGGUAUCCGCCUGGCUUAGGG
Molecule: messenger RNA, 962 nt
Organism: Dichomitus squalens LYAD-421 SS1
Lineage: Eukaryota; Fungi; Basidiomycota; Agaricomycetes; Polyporales; Polyporaceae
Exons: 5
Coding region: 8-901 (297 amino acids)
Source: RefSeq, a predicted model, not a curated record